This is a messenger RNA of Erinaceus europaeus (western European hedgehog), 3566 nucleotides long. It is a transcript of the gene THAP12, whose product is annotated as THAP domain containing 12. The transcript is spliced from 5 exons. Bases 334 to 2622 code for a protein of 762 amino acids. The record is from RefSeq and is a predicted model, not a curated record. Gene Ontology annotation, molecular function: protein dimerization activity. NCBI's taxonomy places the organism in Eukaryota, Metazoa, Chordata, Mammalia, Eulipotyphla, Erinaceidae.
AGACUGAGGGAAGAGAGGGCACCCCCGGGCGCCGGAGAGCAUUGUGGGAAGGAGGCGGCAGCGUCCCGGGCGGGCGGGAGGUGCACCAGCGGCGGCGGCAGCGGUAAAUCCUCCCGGCCGCUCACAGCACUGUGGAGCCGCGUCCCCAGCCCGGCCUCGGACCGCGGCGCCCCUCCUGCCCCUCGCGGCUUCGCGCCCGCCCGCCCCUCCCCCGGCGCCCGGCCCUGCCGAGCCGGCCGGCCGGCCCGGCUCCCCUCCCCGGCCCGCCGGGCGGGCGGGCUGCCCUGAGGAGGCGGGGAGGGGCCGGCCGGGCCGGCCGGCGGCCGGGCGACGAUGCCGAACUUCUGCGCGGCCCCCAACUGCACGCGGAAGAGCACGCAGUCGGACUUGGCCUUCUUCAGGUUCCCGCGGGACCCCGCCAGAUGUCAGAAGUGGGUGGAGAACUGUAGGAGAGCAGACUUAGAAGAUAAAACACCUGAUCAACUAAACAAACAUUACCGACUAUGUGCCAAACACUUUGAGACCUCCAUGAUCUGUAGAACAAGUCCUUAUAGGACAGUUCUUCGAGAUAAUGCAAUACCAACAAUAUUUGAUCUUACCAGUCAUUUGAACAAUCCACAUAGUAGACACAGGAAAAGAAUAAAAGAAUUGAGUGAAGAUGAAAUCAGGACACUGAAACAGAAAAAAAGUGAAGAAACUUCUGAACAGGAACAAAGACAUAAAGAAAUAAAUAACAGCAAUGCUCAGAACCCUGGUACAGAAGAGGGGAGUGAAGAACAGGAUGAAGACGUUUUACCUCUAACUCUUGAAGAAAAGGAAAACAAGGAGUACUUAAAAUCAUUAUUUGAAAUUUUGAUUCUUAUGGGAAAACAAAACAUACCUCUGGAUGGACAUGAAGCUGAUGAAGUUCCAGAAGGUCUCUUUACUCCUGAUAACUUUCAAGCACUGCUGGAGUGCCGGAUGAAUUCUGGUGAAGAGGUUUUGAGAAAGCGUUUUGAGACAACAGCAGUUAACACGUUGUUCUGUUCAAAAACCCAGCAGAAACAGAUGCUCGAAAUCUGUGAGAGCUGCAUUCGGGAAGAAACCCUCAGGGAAGUAAGAGACUCUCGAUUCUUUUCUAUCAUCACUGACGAUGUGGUGGACAUAUCAGGAGAAGAACACCUGCCUGUGUUGGUGAGGUUUGUCGAUGAAUCUCAUAACUUGAGAGAGGAAUUUGUGGGCUUUCUGCCUUAUGAAGCAGAUGCAGAAAUUUUGGCUGUGAAAUUUCACACUACGAUAACUGAGAAGUGGGGACUAAAUAUGGAAUAUUGUCGUGGCCAGGCUUACAUUGUGUCCAGUGGGUUUUCUUCCAAAAUGAAAGUUGUUGCUUCAAGACUUUUAGAGAAAUAUCCUCAAGCUAUCUACACACUAUGUUCUUCCUGUGCCUUAAAUAUAUGGUUGGCAAAAUCAGUGCCUGUUAUGGGAGUAUCUGUUGCAUUAGGGACAAUUGAGGAAGUUUGUUCUUUUUUCAAUCAAUCACCACAACUGCUCUUAGAGCUUGACAGUGUCAUUUCUGUCCUUUUUCAGAACAAUGAAGACAGGGGUAAAGAACUGAAGGAAAUUUGUCAUUCUCCGUGGACAGGCAGGCAUGAUGCGUUUGAAAUUUUAGUAGAUCUCCUACAAGCACUAGUUUUAUGUCUAGAUGGUAUAACUAGUGACACAAACAUUAGAUGGAAUAACUAUAUAGCCGGCCGUGCGUUUGUGCUCUGUAGUGCAAUAACAGAUUUUGAUUUCAUCGUUACCAUUGUUGUUCUUAAAAAUGUUUUGUCUUUUACAAGAGCCUUUGGAAAAAAUCUCCAGGGACAAACCUCUGAUGUCUUCUUUGCAGCCAGUAGCUUGACUGCAGUGCUGCAUUCACUAAAUGAAGUAAUGGAAAAUAUUGAAGUUUAUCAUGAAUUUUGGUUUGAGGAAGCUACAAAUUUGGCAACCAAGCUUGAUAUUCAAAUGAAACUCCCUGGGAAAUUCCGUAGAGCUCAGCAAGGAAAUGUGGAAUCUCAGUUAACCUCUGAAAGUUAUUAUAAAGAAGCUCUAAGUGUUCCUACUGUGGAGCAUAUUAUUCAGGAACUGAAAGAUAUAUUCUCAGAACAGCACCUCAAAGCUCUUAAAUGUUUGUCUCUGGUACCUUCAGUCAUGGGCCAACUCAAAUUCAACACAUCAGAGGAGCAUCAUGCUGAUAUGUAUAGAAGUGACUUACCCAAUCCUGACACACUCUCAGCUGAGCUACACUGUUGGAGAAUCAAGUGGAAACACAGAGGGAAAGAUAUAGGGCUCCCAUCCACCAUUUAUGAAGCCCUCCAUCUGCCAGACAUCAAGUUUUUUCCUAAUGUUUAUGCAUUGCUAAAGGUCCUAUGUAUUCUUCCUGUGAUGAAGGUUGAGAAUGAACGCUAUGAGAAUGGGCGGAAGCGCCUCAAAGCUUACCUGAGGAACACUUUAACAGAGCAAAGGUCAAGUAACUUGGCUUUGCUUAACAUAAAUUUUGAUAUAAAGCACGAUUUGGAUUUAAUGGUGGACACAUAUAUCAAACUAUAUACAACUAAGUCAGAUCUUCCUACAGAUAACUCCGAAGCCAUUGAAAAUACCUAGGAGACCUUAAACAAGGUCUUCUCUCAUACUUGAAAUUUGAAUAAAAUAUUUUCAAAGGAAUUUGAAACUCCUUACAGAUGAGCUGUAAGAUGUAUGUAGGUCACUUAAUCACUGAUCUGUCUUGACCUAUAGGUCUCCUAUUGAGCACAUUAGCCAUUGAUAAUCUAUUUCAGUGACCCAGAUUUGAACUGUUAAGACUGGAGACCAACUGUUCUUCCCGAAGACAGCAUUAGAAGUGCCACAUUACACUUCAAAGUGAUCUGUACUAGCAAGCAGCACUUCAGAAUUGUUUUAGUUAAGUCAUUUUAGACAUAACAAUUUAUUAUCACCGUGGAUCCAAUUGCCGGGUAUUAAGUCAUUCGUUCUUUGAAGAAAUAAAUUUUGAGGAGGUGUGAGAGGAAGGGGAGUAUUUAUGAAAUGCUACAAUGAAGUUCAUGACUGACCUUUGACUAGUAGGGAUUUUUAAGUAUGCUGUUUUAAGAUCUGUACCAGACAGUGAGAAAUGUGUGGUUUGCCAAACAAUGACUUCAGUAUAGAUAUUGGCUUCCUGAAACAAACUUAAAGGAACAAGUUACAUUUAAAAUUUGAAUCUUCCGUUGUUGUCCUACAUCUGGUUGUUGUUUACAUUCCUUUGUUGAACCUACAGUAGCUUUUUUCCCCUCUUUCUUUAACAGGUAUAUGUUGAACACUUUCUGUUUCAUGGUCAUGACAAGAUCAAAGACCAUGGAUACUGAUGACUGAUUUGUCUCUUUUCUUCUGUCUUUCCUUGACUGUAUCUACUGCCUUGUCUUGGUUUGUAAGCAAAUCCUGGAAAACUCACAGAGAUAACUGUUUUGUGGUUUAUGCAGGAACAAUACAGAAAAUACUGCUGUUAUUUUUGGUGAAGAAGAAAAUCAAUUUUGUAUAGUUUAUUUCAACCUAAAUAAAAUGUGAAUUUUGUUUAA